ACAUCCCUUAGGGUUCAAGCACACGCCUCAAAUAUCUUGGCUGUCUGUCCAGGACAUGGUUAAAUGACUCCUGAAGAAUGAAAUUAGUGUUGUGGCAUUACAUCUCCUCAAUGAAUCAUUUAAACUGACACUGGGUUGGAUCCUCUACUGGGAUUCAAACCCAGAACCUACCAGACUUAAAGCUGAUGGCUUAAGCACCCUGCCACUAAAGUGUCACUAAUGGUUUUGAUCACUAAACACUGCUAUUAUUAGAUCAAAUACGGUAUGUGUUGUUGAACAAAUGGGAUUUCCCUUUUUCCUCAUCCAUGACCCAGUAACUCACAAAGGCAUUAGAUUUAGUGUUGGUGCAUGUAGAUAGACCACAGUACAGGAAAAACAUGAAUAGCAUUUUAGUUGUUUUCUCUUUGACAGUAUUUAUUUUAUUUGGUUUAGUAGUUGGUGCAUCAGUCAAGAUAAAUAACAGACCUAUUAUUGGAAUUUUGGCCCAAGCAACAAAACAUGCAAGUGCUGACACUUUCAUUCCAGCAUCUUAUGUAAAGUACCUGGAACAGGCUGGGGCAAGGGUUGUACCCAUCAGAACCAAAGAAUCUGAUGAGUAUUACAAGAAACUGUUUUCGCAUAUCAAUGGAGCACUGUUCCCUGGUGGAGACGUUGGUAUCCAAGUAUCUUGGUAUGCUAAGGCAGGAAGACAGAUCUACGACUUGGCUGUUCAGGCAAAUGACAAGGGAGAUUAUUUUCCACUGUGGGGAACCUGUCAGGGCUUCCAGCUGCUGACCAACUUGACCGCUCGGGCAAACCUUCUCAAGGCCACAGAUGCAGAGGAUCUUGCCGUACCACUGAAUCUCUCAAAUGAUUAUAAAUCGAGUCGUCUGAUGGGAAAUCUUCCUGCUGAUGUUCAUCACAGUCUGACAACACUACCAGUGACGUACAAUGCACAUCACUGGGGUAUUUGGCAAGAGACAUUUGAAAAGACCAGUUCCCUGAAUUCAUUUUACAGAGUCCUGUCGACAAACAAAGGUCGAAAACAGAUUUCAUUCAUAUCAACAAUGGAAGCAUACAAGUAUCCAUUUUAUGGAAGCCAGUGGCAUCCUGAAGCAAACAUUUUCCUGUGGAAUCCAAAAGAACACAUGGAUCAUGAAUUUGCAGCUAUCAAAGUAUCACAAUACUUCGCCGACUUCUUUGUCAAUGAAGCCAGAAAAAGCAGUCAUACCUUUCCUAGCAUCACCAUGGAAUCAAGUCACAUGAUUGAAAACUUUAAACGCGUGUAUUCAAAUGAUGGAUCGUUUGAAUUACUUUAUAUGUUUAACUACACAAACACAUUUUGAUGACGAGCUGGAGUUAACUGUAAUGUGAAAUUAUCCAAACAGAUCAACAUGUUAACAAUGUUUGUUGUAAGAAUUCCGUUUUCUCACCAGGGUCAUAUCUAGCUUAAAAGUAAUGGGUGGGCAGGCUGACAGGCACAAAUAAUCAGUGUUAGGUAACAUAGGAACUUAUUCACAUACACAUAGAUACAAAAGGCACUUUUUCAAAUUUGGGUGGGAUGUAGCCCAGUGAUCAAGUUUAGGAUCGAUCCCCAUCGGUGGGCCCAUUUGGCUGUUUCUCAUUCCAGUUGGUGCACCAUGACUGGUAUAUCAAAGGCCGUGGUAUGUGCUAUC
This is a messenger RNA of Gigantopelta aegis, 1655 nucleotides long. RefSeq names its product gamma-glutamyl hydrolase A-like. NCBI's taxonomy places the organism in Eukaryota, Metazoa, Mollusca, Gastropoda, Neomphalida, Peltospiridae. The transcript has 9 exons. Gene Ontology annotation, molecular function: gamma-glutamyl-peptidase activity. Gene Ontology annotation, cellular component: vacuole. Gene Ontology annotation, biological process: tetrahydrofolylpolyglutamate metabolic process. Bases 378 to 1325 code for a protein of 315 amino acids. The record is from RefSeq and is a predicted model, not a curated record.